AUGGCUCUAUCAAAGAGCGAAUCCGACAUAAUACUCAACAGGGCAAACGUCGCUCUAGCCCGCAGCCAACGCCUCGUCGCAUCCUGGCUCCCCGAGAAAACUACCUCCGGACUCGAAAACACAAAAUCCGAAGAAGAAAUUCAACGAGAAGAAGAUGAGAUUUUCACUGCUGUUCCUGAGACUCUCGGCGUCGGCGCCCCCCUCCCCGAAAAAGCCGCCGAUGGAAGUUGGAAUCGCACUGAGUUAAGCUCAAACGAUCAGUUGCGGAAACAAUUGUUGGGCAGGAAUUAUGAUAAAUUUAUGAAAGCCGCUGCGGAGAAGAAACAGGCUUCUGCUGCUGCUAAGGUUAGCGCAUCGCAGACGGCGGGGAAGACUGGGCCUUCCGGUUCUGCUGGGGUUAAUAACGACGACGAUGAAGAUGAUGAGGAGGAGGGGAGGGUUUCCAUGGUUGGUAUGAAGAAUAAGAAGAGGAGGAGGGGGGUUGAGAAGUCUCGUGCUACUGCCUCUGGCGCUGGUUCCGCGGCGAGCAAUAGCAAUGGCGAUGAUGCAGUCGAGAAGGGGGAUAAUGGGGCGGUCGAGACUGAGGAGCCUGUUAAUGUUAAACAGGCCCCGUCGAAGGGCAGGAAAAAGGCUACGAGUUAUUUGGAUGAGCUUUUGGCUGAGAGGUCGAGGAAGAGGAAGAAACGGUGA
Molecule: messenger RNA, 690 nt
Organism: Penicillium subrubescens
Lineage: Eukaryota; Fungi; Ascomycota; Eurotiomycetes; Eurotiales; Aspergillaceae
Product: DUF3245 domain-containing protein
Exons: 2
Coding region: 1-690 (229 amino acids)
Source: RefSeq, a predicted model, not a curated record